Messenger RNA from Diaporthe amygdali, 882 nucleotides. RefSeq lists its product as uncharacterized. The transcript has a single exon. The coding region runs from base 1 to 882 and encodes 293 amino acids. NCBI's taxonomy places the organism in Eukaryota, Fungi, Ascomycota, Sordariomycetes, Diaporthales, Diaporthaceae. Gene Ontology annotation, molecular function: monoatomic ion channel activity. The record is from RefSeq and is a predicted model, not a curated record. Gene Ontology annotation, cellular component: plasma membrane; endoplasmic reticulum. Gene Ontology annotation, biological process: monoatomic ion transport.
AUGGCUGGGAACCAAGCCCUCAACGUUAACAGCGCUGUUGCGCAACAUGCCAACCUCGAGAUCACUGUCCACGGUUCAGACUGGUACUUCACCGUCUGCGCGGUUAUGGGUGUUUCUACCCUGGCUUUCAUGGGUCUAGCCUUCACCAAGCCUCAGACUCACCGGAUUUUCCACUACAUCACCGCUGGAAUCACCGCCGUCGCCUGCAUUGCCUAUUGGUCCAUGGCUUCUGAUCUAGGUCAGACCCCUAUCCAGGCCGAGUUCGUCAGGCCAGGCCGCGCCGUCGUUGCUGCCGCCGGAACUCGAGAGAUGUUCUACGUGCGGUACAUCGAUUGGUUCGUCACAACACCGCUCCUCCUCACGGAUCUGCUCUUGACCGCUGGGCUCCCAUGGCCUACCAUCUUGAUUACUUUGCUCGCGGAUGAGAUCAUGAUCGUCUGCGGACUCGUCGGCGCCCUCACUCAGACGAGCUACAAGUGGGGAUACUUUGCCUUUGGCACGGCGGCCCUAUUCUUCGUCGCCUACGAGCUUGCCAUUGACGGACGUCGCCAUGCCACCGCCCUGGGAGGUUCUGUCAAGAGCACCUUUAUGAACUGCGGUGUGCUGACCCUGUUCCUGUGGUUCUUGUACCCCAUCGCCUGGGGCUUGUCCGAGGGCGGCAACGUUAUCCACCCCGACUCCGAGGCCAUUUUCUAUGGUAUUCUGGACAUCUUUGCAAAGCCCGUCUUUGGCUUCUUGCUCAUCUUUGGCCACAACAAGAUUGAUCCUGCCGUGCUCGGUCUUACCAUGCACGAGCCUGGUCAGCACAGAAAUGAGAAGGGUAUUGUGCACCCUGAGGGUCCCGCUGCGACUGGCAACAAUGGUACUACUGCCAACGUUUAA